Molecule: messenger RNA, 1768 nt
Organism: Erigeron canadensis
Lineage: Eukaryota; Viridiplantae; Streptophyta; Magnoliopsida; Asterales; Asteraceae
Product: LL-diaminopimelate aminotransferase, chloroplastic-like
Exons: 10
Coding region: 116-1528 (470 amino acids)
Cellular component (GO): chloroplast
Molecular function (GO): pyridoxal phosphate binding; L,L-diaminopimelate:2-oxoglutarate transaminase activity
Source: RefSeq, a predicted model, not a curated record
GGGUUUCAUCCCUUCCUUAACACACUCACUACCAACUCCCAAAAACGAACUACUUGUUCCACUCCAACAGAAUAUCCUUCCUUCCUUCCUGAUAUAAUCAAUCAAAUUACACACAAUGUCUUCACUUCUUCACAAUCACCUCACAAGUUCUUCUUCUUCUUCUUCACUUUCUUCAUCCACCUCCUCAUUUUUCGCUCAAAACAGUUUUGAUGCUGUCAGAAGUCAGAUAGUAAGUGUUGUACCUUCUGCUAAAAAAGCUGGUUUUUGUAAAUGUGUUGCUACUUCCCCUCCCGAACACACCGCUUACAAGACGAAAGUGUCUCGCAAUGGGAACAUUGCUAAACUUCAAGCUGGCUACCUUUUUCCGGAGAUUGGUAGAAGGAAGGCUGCACACAUGCAAAAGUAUCCUGAUGCACAAGUGAUAAGCCUUGGAAUUGGUGAUACCACCGAGCCAAUUCCAGAAGUCAUUACGUCUGCCAUGGCUAAGAGAGCACUUGACUUAUCUACUGUUGAGGGUUACAGUGGAUAUGGAGCUGAACAAGGUGAAAAGGAACUGAGAGCUCGUCUUGCUUCAACGUUUUAUGGAAACCUUGGAAUAGAGGAAGAUGACAUUUUUGUAUCUGAUGGUGCAAAAUCUGACAUUUCUCGCCUUCAGGUCUUAUUUGGGUCGAACGUUACUAUGGCAGUGCAAGAUCCAUCAUAUCCGGCUUAUGUAGAUUCAAGUGUCAUUAUGGGUCAGACAGGACAGUUCCAAAAGGAUGUUGAGAAAUUCGCAAAAAUUGAAUACAUGAAAUGUACUCCGGAGAAUGAUUUCUUUCCUGAUUUAUCUAAGGUUUCUCGAACAGAUAUCAUAUUUUUCUGUUCACCUAACAACCCAACGGGUUCAGCUGCAUCAAAAGAGCAGCUAACCCAGUUAGUAAAAUUUGCCAAGGACAAUGGGUCCAUCAUAGUUUAUGAUUCAGCAUAUGCCAUGUACGUGUCAGGUGACACCCCUAAAUCCAUCUUUGAAAUUCCCGGAGCCAAAGAGGUAGCAAUUGAAACAGCAUCUUUCUCUAAGUAUGCUGGAUUUACGGGUGUUCGUCUUGGCUGGACUGUAGUCCCAAAAGAACUUAAGUUUUCAGAUGGAUUUCCUGUGGCCAAGGACUUUAACCGCAUUGUCUGUACUGGUUUCAAUGGUGCAUCAAACAUCGCUCAAGCUGGUGGCCUUGCAUGCCUUUCUCCUGAAGGUCUUAAGGCUAUGCAUGAUGUCGUUGGGUUCUACAAGGAAAACACACAGAUUAUAGUGGAUACAUUUACUUCACUAGAGUUUAAGGUAUAUGGAGGAAAGCAUGCCCCGUAUGUGUGGGUUCACUUCCCAGGUCAAAGAUCAUGGGACGUGUUCAGUGAAAUUCUUGAGAAGACCCAUGUUGUGACCACUCCUGGUAGCGGUUUUGGACCUGCUGGUGAAGGGUUUGUUAGGGUCAGCGCCUUUGGACACCGGAACAAUGUGUUGGAAGCCUGCCGGAGAUUCAAGAAACUCUACAAGUAAGAAAAACGAACCCGUCUACUACCAUCCAGGUUUUGUAGCUCUAAACUGUUCCAUAAUCUUAGCAUUGCCAUCGCCAUCGCCUUUUUAUUGAUUUUGUGUUACUUCAGAAUAAUGAAAGAUGCUUAAUUUUUGUAGAGCUCAAGAUGAUUGAGACUCUACAGAUAUCUAUUGUUUUUAAGUGGUUCUUGUAUUUUGAAAAUGUGGAACAUGAGUACUAUCUGAAUGUUUUUUUAGAUGUUA